AUUAGUAAUAUUAUAUGUGAUCCGCACAUGCAUGAUGCAACCAUAUGCCUCUAGUUUCAGUCAACGAAGGCAUCCAAACCAUUAAUCUAUACUCUCUCCAACACCGAAGUUAAAAUUCUCAGGAAAAAUGGCCGGCGCCGACGCCGACGCCGACGCCGACGCCGACGCCGACGCCGAUGCUGCUCCGACCUGCAACCGCGAAGCCGAGCUGAAGCAAUUCGACGACACGAAAGCCGGCGUGAAAGGCCUCGUCGACGCCGGCGUCUCCACCGUCCCGCGAAUCUUCCGCCACCCUCCCGAAGACCUGCCGAGACUCUCCGCCGCCGCCGCCGACUCGGAUGAUCAGGCAGCUCUCCGAGUUCCGGUCGUCGAUAUCGGAUCCAUCGGCUGCUGCCGCCGCCGCCGUGCGGAGGCCGUCGACGCCGUCCGCGAGGCGGCGUCGCGGUGGGGGUUCUUCCAGCUGGCGAACCACGUCGUGCCGAGCUGCGUGACGGACGGACUGAUCGGAGGGGUGAAGGGGUUUCAUGAGGAGGAUGCGGAGGUGAAGAAACGGUUCUACAGCCGCGAACGUGAGAGGAAGGUGAAGUACGCGUCCAACUUCGAUCUGUACCAGUCGGCGGCCGCCAAUUGGCGGGACACGCUCACUUGCGUCUUCGAUGGCUCGCUCGAUCCCGCCGAUGAUCUCCCCCAGAUCUGCAGG
Messenger RNA from Ananas comosus (pineapple), 700 nucleotides. Its product is annotated as 1-aminocyclopropane-1-carboxylate oxidase homolog 11-like. Lineage: Eukaryota; Viridiplantae; Streptophyta; Magnoliopsida; Poales; Bromeliaceae. The record is from RefSeq and is a predicted model, not a curated record.